AUGGAUAUAAUUAAAAAUAAAUAUUCAUUUUGGAAACGAUUAUUACAUAAAUGGCAAUCACGUAAAGAUAUUCCAUUCCGUAAAAAAUUUUUUGUGGGUUAUGAUUUAUAUGGUAAUACAUAUUGGGAAUUUACUAUUGAUGGGAAUAUGUCAAGAUUACGACGGAAAUUACAACCAUUUCGUAAAGAAUUAUUUGAAGUUGAUUAUUUUAAAACUAUUCCACCUCAAUGGUUACAAUGGUUAAGAAGAACUCGUGAUCAUCCACCAAGUUUAAAUGAAUUAAUUAAAGAUCAAUUAAGACAAGAAAAAAUUAAAAUUUUAGCUCAAAAAGUUGAUGAAAAUUGGAAAUUAGAAAAAUUAAGAUUAGAAAAUCAACAACAAUUAAAAUUAUCAAAUGAAUUAAAUAAAGUGAAAUUAGAAAAUGAAAAAUUUAUUGAAAAACAAAAAGCAAUGGGGAAUAAAUCAAUUGAAAAUCCUUGGAAACAAGUUGAACAAGAAUUGAAAAAUGAAAAUCCUAUUGAAUCAGCAAUUAUAAAACCAAGAUCAUAG
Molecule: messenger RNA, 549 nt
Organism: Candida dubliniensis CD36
Lineage: Eukaryota; Fungi; Ascomycota; Pichiomycetes; Serinales; Debaryomycetaceae
Exons: 1
Coding region: 1-549 (182 amino acids)
Biological process (GO): mitochondrial respiratory chain complex I assembly
Cellular component (GO): membrane
Source: RefSeq, a predicted model, not a curated record